Molecule: messenger RNA, 2346 nt
Organism: Echinostoma caproni
Lineage: Eukaryota; Metazoa; Platyhelminthes; Trematoda; Plagiorchiida; Echinostomatidae
Source: the annotation of a GenBank genome assembly
AUGAAUAAUCAGAAUACGGUUUUUUUGCCUCCGGGAAUUCCCACAGUCGUUCAACCCAUCCCACCAUCAGCUUGUGCUAGCAAAUUACCCGAACCAUAUCACAACUUCAUCGCUGGUCUGAAAUUGAACCAAAAUACGGCUAGUAAUAUGGUGCGUUCACAUGUGUCUUAUGUUAAAGCGCUGUGCGAUGGAUUUUCGAACACUGCCACACCAUCGUUAUUCCCAUGCGCCGACGCUGUACACCUUUCCGAUUCCGAAUUAUUCCAUGCGGAUUUGGUCACUUUACUGCGUGAUUUGGAGCGUCCUUCACUUGAGUGUUCUGAUGACCAUUGGCGCACUGAUAGCGAGGCUCACGCAUUGCUUCCGGAAUUGCAGGAUUGGCCAACCAGGGGACUGUUGGAUACUGAGCCACUACGAGUGGCCGAUGACAUGUCUAUGCACACGUUGCCGGCAGAUUGUGUCUUGGAACGCGUGGACUGGUUCACCGGCGCUGAAAUUCCUGAAUCGGCCGAACAAACGGGCACAAUGGAUGAGUUCUCGACAGCGCUAAAGCAGUUUUGUUCACCUCCUGAAGCGUACCACUUGCUGAUUACUCGGAUGCAUGCAGGAGCGCAUCGAAGCGUUACACUCGCGUUCCAGUCUUCCAUAUCAUCGUGCCCGGUAAAUUCAAUGAAAGCAGUUCAUUUGCUUACGGAUGUGUUCAUUCCUGCCAGUCCUUACCUGACAUCGAUCGCCAUAGAGGCGUUGCAAUCGCAUCCGGUUUCUGAUGGAUCAGCCAUCAACAGAGAAUCUGAUGUGUCAGCUCGAUUGCUCGCUGUAUCCACAGAGAUCGGGCAGCAUGCGCUUGUUUUGCGUGAUCUUACUCCACCUGUGCCCUUUUCUCGUUUACGUAUCAGUCUGUCUGCCCGUCUGGACUGCAAACUGUCACGUGCGCGAAUUCAUCUGGGCGCCUUUUUUGGUCGCUCUGGUUUAUUUGAUUUGAUCUCCAUGCCAGAUCCGUGGCGUAUAACUCGCGCCUGGGAAUUUGCCUGGGCUGCUGGACAACCACUGUUUUGUCCAUCUUCUAUACCGACGGAGACUAUUCCAGCGAAUCCAUUGUUGGACCGCUUAGAGCAAUGGAAAUCCGACGUGCUUGCUUCACUUGAUCUGACCCAGUCUGAAUUGAUUUCGUGGUCAACCGCCACUAGUGUCACCAAUAACACGAACCAUUCACACGAGGUGGAAUAUGACCGGAAAAUCUUGACCUUGUACACGCGCUAUUGGGCGUUACGUUAUCAAGUGAAUUGGCUUCAAAGAGUCUCCGAUCGCAUGGUGCAUCUGGCCCACCCGGCUAUCACUCAUCAGUUACAAAUGCAAAUGAGCUCUGCCUCUGUUUCAGAUUUGAUCAAAUCAUUAAGUUUGGACAAGUCGAGAAAUUUGAUGGAAACGGUUUUGCAGCUCCUUGUUGCUCACUCCGAUCAUCUGUCAUUGGCAAUUCGAUCCGGUGACGUGGACGUUGCAGAUCCCUCCAAACUCUCUAGCUCAUUGACCGACUUGAUCCCAACCGACGAAUUACACACGAUCAUUUGUAGUCUGCUUCAGACUAGCUUUACCUACGGAACUCGAGCCAUUCAGGUUCUGAUAACCGGCUUCACAUCGUCCCUCCUGAGUUUGUGGUAUUCCAUUCGCCCGAUUAGCUCGUUCCAUUUGUUCAUUCCAACGGAGAAUUGGUUGCUAAAUCUAAUAACAGACACGUUUAUCUCAAAUCCUACCCGGUGUGCACACUCGCAUUGUUUGGAUUGUACUCGACGAAUACUGGCAUUCUGGGCUUUGAUCCAGCGACUUGUGCUCUCCGGAUUGACGGAUAAUUUGUUCAUCACAUCCCUGCUCCUCAUCCGUGCCGGUUUAAACGUCUCGGAUUCCACAUCGUUCCCGCUUGCUCAUCUACUCAAUUUGUUCAAUGCUGUGUGUGGGUCGAUGCAAGCUGAAAUUCGUUCCGGUCAACGCGCAACGAACGUAGAAAGUGUUGUCCCAAUACCACUUCAUGCCACUCACCAGAGUAUGAACAACACCGGUUGGAGUGGUCUGCUUACUUGGUACUACAUGCAGCAGGUUCACGGAGAAAGCACAUCUAUAACGGAGCAAUCGAAAACUUGUCGUCGAUCAGAAUUCAUACGCAAAGCUGAAUCCCUGCUCAGAAAAUACGGCCGCACCAAAGUAACGAAUUCUCGUCCACGCACCGAAUCUUCUGAAACGAAUGCGAAACACAGCGAAAACACAAAGGAUGUUACGUUCCCGCUCGGCGCGUUGUUUAUGAAAGGAUUGAUGAUGUCACGUCUUCAGUCUCUGAUCCGUCGCGUAAGUUGA